This is a messenger RNA of Nicotiana tabacum (common tobacco), 1877 nucleotides long. RefSeq names its product aldehyde oxidase GLOX1-like. The record is from RefSeq and is a predicted model, not a curated record. Lineage: Eukaryota; Viridiplantae; Streptophyta; Magnoliopsida; Solanales; Solanaceae.
UCAAUUCCUCUGUUUCCUUUUGACGCAAUUAUUUCUCGAAACCAAACAGGAAAAAGAAAAAGAAAAGAAUCUAUAGCUCAUGACGACUAGAAAAACAGCCGUUCAUUUUUCCGUUCUUUGGCAGCUGCCUCUGCUUCUGCUACUAUCAUGUCAGUCGAACUUGACUUAUGCAGCAGGUGGCAAAUGGCAGCUAUUAAUGUCCAACAUUGGCAUUUCAGCCAUGCACAUCCAACUCCUCAACAACGACAGAGUUAUAAUGUACGACCGUACUGACUUUGGCCCAUCCAACAUCUCAUUGCCCGAUGGCAAAUGUCGCAACAACCCUAAUGACCUCGCCUUGAAAGUCGAUUGCACUGCUCACUCUGUCGAGUACGAUGUUUCCACAAACUCUGUGCGUCCCCUCAUGGUCCAGACCGAUGUAUGGUGCUCCUCUGGCUCCGUCAACUCCGACGGUUCUUUGGUCCAAACUGGUGGUUUCAACGACGGUGAACAUAUGGUUAGAGUAGUCAAACCAUGCAGCACUUGUGACUGGCAGGAAAUGGGAAAUAACCUAAUUCAGAGUCGAUGGUAUUCCACCAAUCAUAUUCUUCCCGAUGGAAGGCAAAUUAUCAUUGGUGGUCGUAAGGCUUUUAACUACGAGUUUUAUCCCAAAACUGCUUCAACCAACAACGUAUUUAGCCUACCCUUUCUUCAGCAGACUAAUAAUCCUAGAGAAGAGAACAAUCUUUUCCCGUUUGUUUUUCUCAAUGUGGAUGGAAACCUAUUCAUUUUCGCCAAUGAUCGAGCUAUCUUGUUGGAUUACAAGACCAACACGGUUGUGAAAACAUUCCCACAAAUACCGGGUGGCGACCCAAGAAAUUAUCCAAGUUCGGGUUCUGCAGUUCUUCUUCCAUUAAAGAACUUGAGGUCACAAACGGUCCAAGCUGAGGUUUUGGUGUGUGGUGGAGCACCGAGAGGAUCAUACCCCAAAGCGGACAAAGGUGAAUUUUUGGGUGCAUUAAACACGUGCGGGCGAAUUACAAUUACCGACCCGAAUCCACAGUGGACCAUGGAGACAAUGCCACUAGCUCGAACAAUGGGCGACAUGGUAAUUUUACCAAACGGAAAUGUCUUGAUCAUCAAUGGAGCUGCAUCAGGCACUGCUGGAUGGCAAAUAGCUAGGAACCCGGUCCUGAGUCCAGUAAUUUAUCGACCCGAUAACCCAUCAGAUUCUAGAUUCGAGGUACAAAACCCGAAUGCCAUACCUAGAAUGUACCACUCAACAGCGGUUUUACUUCGAGAUGGUCGGGUUCUUGUUGGUGGUAGUAACCCAAAUGAACUUUACAAUUUCACCGGAGUUCUUUUUCCAACAGAUUUAAGCUUGGAGGCAUUCUCACCAUCCUAUUUGGAUCAAGAAUCUGCUAAUUUGCGACCACGAAUCAUUUCUCCUGCUUCCCAUCUUAAAUACACGUAUGGUCAACGUGUUGACAUUCUAUUUACUGCGUCGGGAUUACUAAAUAGAGAUUUGGUCAAAGUAACGAUGGUUGCACCUGGGUUUAAUACACAUUCAUUUACUAUGAACCAAAGAAUGUUGGUACUUCCAAGAUCUGGAAUGGUAAGACAAGUUGGAAGAUUUGUGUAUCAAAUCAGUUGUGUGUUUCCAAAGUCGGGUAUAUUUGCACCACUAGGUUACUAUCUUCUAUUCGUGGUUCAUCAGGACAUCCCGAGCGAGGCAAUUUGGGUCAGGAUCCAGUAACCAAAUGAUUUGACUCUACAAAUGUCUUUUUUUUUCCUUCAGAAUUUUCUUUUUCUUCGUAGCUAGUGUAUGUGAGGACUUGUUUUGAUAUUUACAAGUUUGUCAUUUUUAUAAUAAGGUCAUUGGAAGUAUCCUUUUCUUA